CAGGGACAGCCUACGUGUUUCCCUCAUGAGGUAGAAGUGCACUGUGCGUUUCCUCACACGUCUGGCAAUGGAUCUGAAGCUCCGCAGGUUUAGUCCUUGGGUUUGAGGAAAUUUUAAAGCCCCCUCACUUCACAGUUGUUAUUCACACCAUCAUAAUCAUCAUCAUCAUCAUUAUCAUCAUCAUCAUCAUCAUCAUCAUCAGAUCCAGUGGGAACUGAGAGGAGAAGAUGGGGUGCUGCUCGGCACGAUGCAUGUUGAUCCUGCUGUGUUGUCUGCAGUUGAUAACUGCUCUGGAGAGGCAGGUGUUUGACUUCCUGGGCUACCAGUGGGCUCCCAUCAUGAUCAACUUCUUUCACACCAUCAUGGUCAUCCUGGGCCUGUUUGGUGUCAUCCAGUACAGAUCACGCUACGUCAUUAUGUACCUGCUGUGGAUGUUGUUGUGGGUUGGCUGGAAUGUCUUUGUGAGCUGUCUCUACUUGGAUUUGGGGGGGCUUUCAAAGGACAGUGAUAUUCUCUCUCUUGGAGUGUCGUCACAUCGCUCCUGGUGGAAAGACAACGGGCCAGGGUGUGAGAGCGAGGGUCUGCCCUCUGCCGGGUGGCACAACCAGCAAAACCCUGAGCUGACUACAGUGCUGAGCUGCUGGCUGGAAUACCAGUACAUAGAAGUCCUGCACUGCAUCGCCCAGCUCCUCAUAUCACUCCUUGGAUUUGUCUAUGCCUGCUAUGUCGUCAGCACUUUUUCAGAUGAGGAAGACAGCUUUAAUUUCAUUGGUGAAUUUCAUCAUCCAUCCAAACCCUCUCUGCUCUUCUAGUGUAAAGACUUGAUGGAUUAUAAAUAACCACAGAAAGAAAGUGUUUGGGAAAAGCUGAGAGGGAGCCAGGCAGAAGAUGGAACAACUCUGAAAGCUGUCAUCCUGGUUGUCUGUCAAACAUCUGUCCCAGAUGCUGAACCUCACUGUGCUGUCAAGAAGGGAACUACCAGUAUAUCACUGUAGAAAAUGCGUAGUCGUAUUUAUAAUGUAUUUUUCCUCAGGCCUCAAGCGCUGUAAAUAUAAAUCAAAGUCUACCUGUGUGUGUGUGUGUGUGUGUGUGUGUGUGUGUGUGUGUGUGUGUGUGUGUGUGUGUGUGUGUGUGAGUGAGUGAGUGAGUGAGUGAGUGAGUGAGUGAGUGAGUGAGUGAGUGAGUGAGUGAGUGAGUGAGUGAAAGAUGGAAAUCACUUGUGCGAGGUGUGAGUGAGUGAGUGAGUGAGUGAGUGAGUGAGUGAGUGAGAGAUGGAAAUCACUGGAUAUUAAGCACUCAAGUACAAAUAUCUGUCACUAUAUAAAAGUGUGAUUUGAACUCUGUAAAUAAGGAUAAGUUUCUUUCUGCUGUUUUGUAAAAUGUAUAAAUUAUUCAUAUGUGUCAUUCCAGUUAGAAAGUGAAACAUCUGAAGUUCUGGAGUGUAUGAUAUAAUUCAGUGAAAUAAACCACAUCUACAAUACA
Seriola aureovittata is the source of this 1482-nucleotide messenger RNA. RefSeq names its product sodium/potassium transporting ATPase interacting 5 (gene nkain5). Gene Ontology annotation, biological process: regulation of sodium ion transport. The record is from RefSeq and is a predicted model, not a curated record. The transcript is spliced from 7 exons. Lineage: Eukaryota; Metazoa; Chordata; Actinopteri; Carangiformes; Carangidae. Bases 228 to 812 code for a protein of 194 amino acids.